Linum trigynum is the source of this 570-nucleotide messenger RNA. The record is from the annotation of a GenBank genome assembly. Lineage: Eukaryota; Viridiplantae; Streptophyta; Magnoliopsida; Malpighiales; Linaceae.
AUGAACAAGCCCUUGAAAACUCACAUUCGGCUCGAUGGUUUCUGCCAACUGGUGGUGUAUGAGAAUCUCCUGGAGAUUUGUUUCGAAUGCGGCCACAUCGGACACACUGAAUCGACUUGCCCCACACUGCUCCGACCGUCGGCGACUGAGCCACAAAUUCAAAUGACCAACCAGGGUCCGCCGCCGGAAAACUCGUCAGCAGAACCGCCGGCAGGCUACGGUCCUUGGAUGCAGGUGGAGAGGAAAUCUCGUAGACAAACAAGGAAAGCCCAAAACAAUCAAGGCCCCUCUCAAGGCAAUCUAACGAGCAAAAACGGUGGUCAAGGAAAAUUAUCUCCUAAAACGGGGAAGAGCGAGCUAAGCGGGGGCAACAAAAUUGUGGAAGCUAAGGAAAAGAAAGGAAAGUCGGAACAGAAAGGGGAGCUGAAGAAAGGAAAGGGUAUCUCACAGAAGGGGAAAGGAGAGGAGGUGGUAGAUAGAGUGUCUAAGGAGAUGCAAAAAAUGGGUCUUUCACAGGCCUGGCGGAUUAUUGGGCCCAAAGCUAUAGAGAAACAGGCUUCUUCUUCUUAG